This is a messenger RNA of Cyprinodon variegatus (sheepshead minnow), 2714 nucleotides long. RefSeq names its product tubulin tyrosine ligase like 1 (gene ttll1). The transcript has 10 exons. Gene Ontology annotation, biological process: microtubule cytoskeleton organization; protein polyglutamylation. Gene Ontology annotation, molecular function: tubulin binding; tubulin-glutamic acid ligase activity. Bases 445 to 1719 code for a protein of 424 amino acids. The record is from RefSeq and is a predicted model, not a curated record. Gene Ontology annotation, cellular component: cilium. Lineage: Eukaryota; Metazoa; Chordata; Actinopteri; Cyprinodontiformes; Cyprinodontidae.
AGUGACAUCACUGCGUCCUCCGUUGCUAGGUUAUUCUCGUAAGCAACAUCUCCUGUUUCUGAGACACACCCUGUUAAACAUCUACAUUAAUCUUCAGGUACUCUACUAUUUCUUUGUGAGUUAUUAUUUUUUUUAAUCAUAAGGACAUGUUUAGCUGGAGUUUGACCGUCUUGGGCGUUGUCGUCACCGGUUCACGUCGUCGAAAUCGAUAAUUGCAGCCAGGUUAGCUAACUAAAACGGAGGCUGUGUAUGCUAGCUAUAGCAGCUUCAGCUAACUGUGAUGCAUAACUUGGCUGUAAAGCUGUAACGACAGUCGGAUGAGACUGCAUCCCUAACCGGAUGAUGGCCGCCCAGCCUCUGCAGCAAUCCCGGGAGGAUUCAGCAACCUGCUAACGGAGCAAAUGCUGAUGACUGGCUGUUUCCUGCUACUGAUUUGCAGGCACCAUGGCUGGGAAGGUGAAGUGGGUGACAGACAUAGAGAAAUCAGUGCUCAUCAAUAACUUUGAAAAAAGGGAAUGGGUCCAAGUGACUGAAAACGAGGACUGGAAUUUCUACUGGAUGAGCAUCCAGACCAUCAGGAAUGUGUUCAGCGUGGACACCGGCUACCGGCUCUCAGAUGAACAGUUAGUGAAUCACUUUCCCAACCACUACGAGCUGACCCGGAAGGACCUGAUGAUCAAGAACAUCAAGCGGUACCGCAAGGAGUUGGAAAAGGAAGGCAGUCCGCUUGCAGAGAAGGACGAGAACGGCAAAUACAUUUAUCUGGAUUUUGUUCCUGUGACGUUCAUGCUCCCUGCGGAUUACAAUUUGUUUGUGGAGGAGUUUCGCAAGAAUCCCUCCAGCACCUGGAUCAUGAAGCCCUGUGGUAAAGCCCAGGGGAAAGGCAUCUUCCUCAUCAACAAGCUGUCGCAGAUUAAAAAGUGGUCACGAGACAGCCGCACCUCCACGUUUGUUGCAGCAUCCAGCGGGAAAGAGGCUUAUGUCAUCUCUCUGUACAUCGACAAUCCUCUGCUGAUAGGAGGGAAGAAAUUUGACUUGCGGCUUUAUGUUCUGGUAACGACAUAUCGGCCUCUAAAGUGCUACAUGUACAAGUUGGGCUUCUGCCGGUUCUGCACAGUGAAGUACACCCCCAGCACCAGUGAGCUGGACAACAUGUUUGUGCACCUCACUAAUGUGGCCAUCCAAAAACACGGGGAUGAUUACAACCAUGUUCAUGGAGGAAAGUGGACCGUCAGUAAUCUUCGCUUGUACUUGGAGAGCACCCGAGGGAAGGAGGUGACUAACCGGCUGUUUGACCAGAUCCACUGGAUCCUGGUUCAGUCACUGAAAGCCGUUGCACCUGUGAUGAACAAUGACAAGCACUGUUUUGAGUGUUAUGGGUAUGACAUCAUCAUCGACGACAAGCUGAAGCCGUGGCUCAUCGAGGUUAACGCAUCCCCGUCGCUGACCUCCAGCACAGCCAAUGACCGCAUACUGAAGUACAACCUGAUCAACGACACGCUCAACAUCGUCACACCAAACGGGGAGAUCCCAGAUUGCCGCUGGAAUCGCACUCCGCCCAGAGAAGCUCUGGGGAACUAUCAAGUCCUGUAUGAUGAGGAGCAGGCCCAGAGCGAGAACGCUGAGCGUGACCUUCGGGGCCGCUCAGGUCAGCUGCUGGGUUCAAAGGGCACGAAGGGGACAGCUAGCGCCCGUUCCGCUGCAGCCACAUGGAAAUGAGGCUGUGCUACCGACUCGGAAUGACUUCCUCUGCCUUACUGUGGGUUACAAACCUAUUGCAACAAAACAAGGACCACCCAGACCUUUUUAUCCCAAUCCAGCCUCCAUUCCUCUGACUGUGGCACACUGUUGUUUAAAUAUGGAGUAAUCAGCAGAGUUGAAUCAGCAUCUGGACUGUGAUUGUUGGUAGGAAAUAUGUUCCUGAUACUGCGGAUCAGAAUCCUGCGCUAUGCAUGACUGUCAAUUAACUGCACCUGAACCUGAUGUGUCAAAAUGGGUGCUAUCAUAGAGGCUGUUAUACUGAAGGUGAAAGACUAUGCUUGAAAAAGGAGGUAUUAUGAAUGCAAAUGGUUUUAAAGUGAAAUAGUUUAUAUGCAGAGUUAGAAAUACUAAAUGUUUAUAGAGUCCAAAAUGUUUUUUAAAUGCUCAUUACAAAGACUCUACUCAGUGCAGAAUACUUUACACACUUUACUGUGUUUUUCUUUUUAAAUUUCAAAUUAUUAUUAUUAUUCUUUUUAAUUUUGACCAAUUAAAUAUGCAUUACAUCACAACUCUUAUAACAAUGUCUAUUGAAUUAGAAUAAAAGUCAUACAUUAUUAGGGAUUUUCAACCAAUUUAAACACUGCUGAUGAAUAAAAAUCCAAUUUUUAAAACUUAGUAGAAUAGGGUGGAAAUGAUAAUGGAAACCUUUUUAUUUUGUUUCAUUAGACAAACGGAACAGAUGAUAUUUAAUAGAAUUUAACAGAUGUGUAUUACUUUUCAGGGGAUGAGUCACAAAAGGUGCAAAUCACCAUGAAAUGGGUAAAUAUUUUUAAUUUGUGGCCAAAGGUAAAGAUUUUUGGACCCAAACAAAAAAAGAAAAUAAAGAGAUUAAAGAUUAAACUUAAAUAUGCACUUUGUGAGAUAACUGUCAAAAUGAUUUAACUUUUGUGAAAAAAAUGGAAGAAACUUGCUUAAAUGGAUGAAGGAAGGUGUGCUAUCUAAUUUUGAUUAAA